Clonostachys solani is the source of this 207-nucleotide messenger RNA. Lineage: Eukaryota; Fungi; Ascomycota; Sordariomycetes; Hypocreales; Bionectriaceae. The record is from the annotation of a GenBank genome assembly.
AUGGAAGAGACUACGCAGCACGACAUGCUGGCUGGACCGACGCCGACACUUUCACGUAUGCGUGAGAGAGGAUCUCCCCGUCACCGUGUGACCUUCGUCGACCUACCACGGCAUGUCCGUGACAAAAUUUACCAAGAGGCGGGCUAUAGGGGCAACAAGUUCAUCGACCUUAACCUGUGGACUAUCAACGGGCCCAAUAAGCGCUAG